Messenger RNA from Acanthisitta chloris (rifleman), 893 nucleotides. RefSeq names its product segment polarity protein dishevelled homolog DVL-1-like. Gene Ontology annotation, cellular component: cytosol. Lineage: Eukaryota; Metazoa; Chordata; Aves; Passeriformes; Acanthisittidae. Gene Ontology annotation, biological process: canonical Wnt signaling pathway. The record is from RefSeq and is a predicted model, not a curated record. The annotation marks the transcript as partial. The transcript is spliced from 9 exons. Gene Ontology annotation, molecular function: frizzled binding.
GGUGGUGAAGGAAGAGAUCUCAGAUGACAAUGCAAAGCUCCCUUGCUUCAAUGGAAGAGUGGUGUCCUGGCUGGUCCUGGCUGAAAGUUCCCACUCUGACACAGGCUCCCAGUGCACAGAGAGCCACACAGACCUUCCACCUCCCAUUGAGAGAACAGGAGGCAUCGGAGACUCCAGACCUCCAUCAUUCCACCCCAAUGCUGCCAGCAGCAGGGAUGGCCUGGACAAUGAAACAGGAACAGAGUCAGUUAUCAGCCACCGGCGAGACAGACACCGGCGGAGGAACAGAGAGGGGCACGAGGAUGUGCCUCGGCUCAAUGGGCACCCGAAGCUGGACAGGCACCGUGAGCAUCCUCCUGGCUACGACAGCUCCUCCACCAUGAUGAGCAGUGAGCUGGAGUCCAGCAGCUUCAUCGACUCCGAGGACGACGACAACACCAGCAGGUUGAGUAGCUCCACGGAGCAGAGCACAUCGUCGCGGCUCAUCCGGAAACACAAGCGCCGGAGGAGGAAACAAAGGAUGCGGCAGAUCGACAGGUCGUCUUCGUUCAGCAGCAUCACUGAUUCCACCAUGUCCCUAAAUAUCAUCACUGUCACACUCAACAUGGAGAAGUAUAACUUCCUGGGAAUCAGCAUUGUGGGACAGAGCAAUGACCGAGGGGAUGGUGGCAUUUACAUUGGCUCUAUAAUGAAAGGAGGAGCAGUGGCAGCUGAUGGCAGGAUUGAACCAGGAGAUAUGCUGCUGCAGGUGAAUGAUGUCAAUUUUGAGAACAUGAGCAAUGACGAUGCCGUUCGGGUCCUGCGGGAAAUCGUCUCCAAACCAGGACCUAUCAGCCUAACAGUAGCCAAAUGCUGGGACCCUACUCCCAGGAGUUAUUUCACCAUCCCCAGGG